AUGGGACCCUUGUCCUGGCCCGUGGCCCCUGCCAGCCCCAGCCCAGGCUUUGUGCCCUCCCGUGACUGCCCCUCUGAGGACCCGCAGCAGCCACGGGGCACCCAGGCCCUGCACCGCCCGCCCAAUACCACCACCACUGUGUGCCUGACCAUCACAGCCACCACCACCAUGUGCCUGACCAUCACAGCCAUCACCACCACCACUGUGUGCCUGACCACCAUAGCCAUCACCACCAUGUGCCUGACCACCACAGCCACCACCACCACCAUGUGCCUGACCACCAUAGCCAUCACCACCAUGUCCAUCACCACCACCACCGUGUGCCUGACCAUCACAGCCACCACCACCAUGUGCCUGACCACCAUAGCCAUCACCACCGUGUGCCUGACCACCACAGCCACCACCACCACUGUGUGCCUGACCACCAGAGUCAUCACCACCAUGUCCACCACCACCGUGUGCCUGACCACUACAACCACCACCAUGUACCUGACCACCACAGUCACCACCACCAUGUGCCUGACCAUCACAGCCAUCACCACCACCGUGUUCACCACCACCAUGUGCCUGACCACCACAGCCGCCACCACCAUGUGCCUGACCACCACAGUCACCACCACCAUGUGCCUGACCAUCACAGUCACCACCACCAUGUGCCUGACCACCAGAGCCACCACCACCAUGUACCUGACCAUCACAGCCACCACCACCAUGUUCACUACCACCAUGUGCCUGACCAUCACGGUCACCACCACCAUGUGCCUGACCACCAGAGCCACCACCACCAUGUACCUGACCAUCACAGCCAUCACCACCGUGUGCCUGACCAUCACAGUCACCACCACCACCACUCAGCCCCGAGGCCUCCAGCUCCUGCCCCUCCUCCUGCAGCGAGUCUCGGGCACGGAGUCAGGACCGGGGACCCCGCUGGCCAUGGCCCCCUACCCCGUGCCAUGCCCUGGGCCUGUGUCCGGCUUGCUCAGCGUCCUCCUGCUUCUGGCCACCUCCUUCAGUGCUGCUCAUGAAAGCUGGGACGACCCCGUGUGCACCGAGGGCGUGGUCUCCGUGUCCAGGGGUCAGCGUGCCGUGAUGACCUGCAACAUCUCCAACCCCUUCACCCGCAUCGCCGUCAGCCUGAGCGCCCCCGGGGCCGACGGGACCCUCUUCCGCGUGGAGCCCUCCGCAGGCUGCUCCCGCGUCUCCCGGGACGGCUGGCAGCUCCUGGUCCAGGGGGGCCGGGCCCAGCUGGUGGAGGAGUCCGCGCAGGACCGCCACGCCGGGCUGUACUCCUGGCGUCUGCGUGGACACCAGCUGAACCACAGGAGCGUGUCCCUGAACGUGUCGGGUGAGUGA
This is a messenger RNA of Dipodomys ordii (Ord's kangaroo rat), 1353 nucleotides long. RefSeq names its product secreted and transmembrane 1 (gene Sectm1). The record is from RefSeq and is a predicted model, not a curated record. The transcript has 8 exons. Bases 1 to 1353 code for a protein of 450 amino acids. NCBI's taxonomy places the organism in Eukaryota, Metazoa, Chordata, Mammalia, Rodentia, Heteromyidae. Gene Ontology annotation, molecular function: cytokine activity. Gene Ontology annotation, biological process: immune response.